UUUCAUUCCCCUCCCCACGACUUCCAUUCCCGUUUCGACAUGGUACCUUCCUCAUAAUAAGAGUCAAUGCAAGCAUGCAUACGCGAGAAGCCGACGAGAUCCAUACACAAAUUUCAGUCCCGUGGUUGUGGCAAUGGCAUGCAUCUCCAUGUGAAUUAUCAUGCGCAGUAUCUGCAUGCAUGCAGUUGGGUGCCAAGGUGAAUUGUCAAACCGGCCACACGCGUGAUCCUACCACCAAACUGACAACAACGAAAUGAACACAGAGAAGUUAAAAAGGUUCCUAACUGGGUUGGUGGUAGGAUUAGGCAUAGCGGCCUUGAUUCUCUCCGCCAAUGCCACAAGGCCCGAGAAGCCGGAGGAUAUCAGGUUGAACGAGAGGGGUGAAUGCGUGUACCCCAUGAGCCUGUCUUUCGUGGUGGGUUUGGCCGAGCUGGCUGUCCUUGUGGGCUGCGUCUCGUAUUUCACCUUCAAACAAGGAUGCUGCUGCGUGCGCCGCGACGGCGUCUCUGAAUGGAGCUUCGCGCUGGGCAUCUUCUUCGCUAUCAUCGCAUGGUUAUUGACGUUGUGGGCGGUACGACUAUAUCUCGUCGACGUGGAGGCGAUCUGGCCGGGGAGGCGUGGUAAACCCCCGGAGUGUUACGCCUCUCUUAAGACGGAUCACCAUCGCCUUAUGGAGAAAGCAUUCAGACCCUUCAUCUUUGCCAUCCUCUUUGCAAUCGGCUCCUCCAAGAAACUUUCCCCCCCUCCUCCUGUAGAAACCCAGCUAGCUAGCUAGCUAGCGUGCGUACGUCUCCGGCCCCAACAUUCAUUCCAUGUGAGCACAUUAUAUUAUAUUGGAGGCUCCUUUUUUCUUGGUUUGAUUAUUUUUGUUAACUCA
Messenger RNA from Triticum aestivum (bread wheat), 877 nucleotides. RefSeq lists its product as uncharacterized. The transcript has 4 exons. The record is from RefSeq and is a predicted model, not a curated record. Lineage: Eukaryota; Viridiplantae; Streptophyta; Magnoliopsida; Poales; Poaceae. Bases 254 to 775 code for a protein of 173 amino acids.